GACUGUUACUGUAGAGGCGCUCUGACGCGUCAACGCGAGCGGAACGAGAAUGCGCCCAUAGCCGCAGGACACUGGCCGGGACUCGCUGUUUUGAUUCAAAAUGGCGGAGGGCACACCCCAGCUUCCUCUUGCUGCAAUGCUGCUAUUCGGGCUGCUGCUCCACACAGUGUCCCAGCAUGGACCCACAGCUGAUAAACCCAAAGAGAAACCCAAUUUCAUCAUCGUACUGGCAGAUGACAUUGGCUGGGGUGAUCUGGAUGCUAAUCAGCUCGAAGAGAGGGCAAACAACACACCUUACCUCAACCUGAUGGCCCUGCAAGGACUACGGAUGACCGACUUCCACUCCCCAGCCUCGACAUGCUCUCCGUCCCGUGCUGCUAUCCUGACAGGUCGUUAUGGCCUAAGAAACGGGGUGACUCACAACUUCGGGGUGAAUUCUGUAGUUGGCCUGCCUCUGUCUGAAGUUACCUUACCCCAGCUACUACAGAAGGCAGGAUAUCACACUGCCAUGAUUGGGAAAUGGCAUCUUGGACACAAUGGACUAUACAGUCCAACUAACAGAGGUUUUGACUACUACUUAGGUAUUCCCUUCAGUAAUGACAUGGGAUGUACUGAUAUCCCAGGAUAUAACCUGCCCCAGUGCCUCCCCUGUGACUCACAUGGACCACAAGUGAUCAGAUUGAAGAGGAACAUACAUGGAGGUUGUUAUUCCAGAAUCGGCCUUCCUCUGAUUGAAAAUAGCACUAUUGUGGAGCAGCCGCUUGACCUGUGGACACUAACAGAGCAAUACAAGUCUGCUGCACUCCGGAUUAUACACAAUGCAAGUGAGCGAGGACAACCUUAUCUGCUCUACAUAGCACUUGCUCAUAUGCACGUCCCCUUGGCCCCUCCACUAUCUCCAGAUGCCCCUACCACUGAUAAUCACCCAAAUAGUGGAGUGUAUGCUGCCAGUCUGCGAGAGCUGGAUAGUCUGGUUGGGGCAAUAAAGAAUGCUUCUGAGGCCACAGACAGAGACAAUACACUUAUCUGGUUCACUGGUGACAACGGUCCAUGGGAACAGAAAUGCCAGUAUGCAGGAAGCGUAGGGCCCUUCAGAGGCAAAUGGCAGACCAGCAAAGGUGGCGGUUCAGCUAAGCAGACUACGUGGGAGGGUGGUCACAGAGUGCCUACAGUGGCUUAUUGGCCUGGAAGGAUUCCUGCAAAUACCACCAGCUCGGCCCUGCUCAGUGGUAUGGACAUCUUCCCAACUGUUCUGUCUCUGGCGGGGGUAACACUCCCUUCUGACAGACGUUAUGAUGGCAUUGAUGCCACAAAUAUCCUCCUACAUGGUGAACAGUUGGGCCAUGAGUUUCUCUUCCACCCUAACAGUGGUGCUGCAGGGAGGUUUGGUGACCUUCAGACAGUUCGCAGUGGGAGACACAAAGCUUUCUACAUCACAGGUGCAGCAGAAGCAUGCGGUGGAGAAACAGGAAAGCAGCAGGUCCACGAUCCUCCACUAAUAUUUGAUCUUGAGCGUGAUGAGGCUGAGGAAACACCUUUGGAUGUCAAGACAACUGAAUACCAGGUGGUAGCGGAGAGGAUCGCUCGGAGGAGGGAGAAGCUAUUAUGGGACAUCGCCACUGACAAGUCAGUGUCCAUCGCAGAUUACAGGACAGACGAGUCAGCAGCACCGUGCUGUGACCUGACACAGACUGUUUGUCGUUGCCCCAGGCUGGGUUGAGAGUGGGAUUCACAUGUAAACACUCACACAAGAGGCUGAUAAGACAGGCUCACAGCUGGAGAAACAAGUCUCACUCUUUAAAAAAAUGUGAUUAGCACUUUGUUUGUAGAAGAAGCCAUUAGUGAAGGGGUUCAAUGGCCAGAGGCUACAGGACAUGUACAAACAAGAUGAGAGGGCAAAGAGAAGUAGGUGGAUGAACUUUGGCCUGUUAGUAAAACAGUGGCUGGAGUAAUUCUCAGUAAUUUUAGAAAAAUAACACAUCUUAUAUCAGAUCAUAAGACAUACUAAAUUUAGUGGAUAGGAUUGGGCUUAGGGCAGAGACUUUUGU
Messenger RNA from Pundamilia nyererei, 2048 nucleotides. It is a transcript of the gene arsg, whose product is annotated as arylsulfatase G. The record is from RefSeq and is a predicted model, not a curated record. The transcript is spliced from 11 exons. The coding region runs from base 101 to 1720 and encodes 539 amino acids. Gene Ontology annotation, molecular function: arylsulfatase activity. Lineage: Eukaryota; Metazoa; Chordata; Actinopteri; Cichliformes; Cichlidae.